GGGGGCGUUCCCGGGACCCGGGGGCCGCCGCGGUUAGAUCCGCCGCGCCCGGGAGGAGCCAGGGGGCCACGUGACCCGCCGCGGCGGGGCCGCGGCCCAGAAAUAGCCGCGGCGGCGGUUCCGCCCGCGGGCGGCGCGAGCCAGGCCGAGACGCGAGGACGCCGGCUGGCGGGCGGGCGCGGAGGAUGCCUCAGAGCCCCGGCCCGGCCCGGCCCCGAGCACAUGAUGGCGAUUCGGGAGCUCAAAGUGUGCCUUCUCGGGGACACCGGGGUUGGGAAAUCAAGCAUUGUGUGUCGAUUUGUCCAGGAUCACUUUGACCACAACAUCAGCCCUACCAUUGGGGCAUCUUUUAUGACCAAAACUGUGCCUUGUGGAAAUGAACUUCACAAGUUCCUCAUCUGGGACACUGCUGGGCAGGAACGGUUCCAUUCAUUGGCUCCCAUGUACUACCGAGGAUCUGCUGCAGCUGUUAUAGUGUAUGAUAUCACCAAACAGGAUUCAUUUCAUACCUUGAAGAAAUGGGUUAAAGAGCUGAAAGAACAUGGUCCAGAAAACAUUGUAAUGGCUAUUGCUGGAAACAAAUGUGAUCUCUCAGAUAUUAGGGAGGUGCCCCUGAAAGAUGCUAAGGAAUAUGCUGAAUCCAUAGGUGCCAUCGUGGUGGAAACAAGCGCAAAAAAUGCUAUUAAUAUCGAAGAGCUCUUUCAAGGAAUCAGCCGCCAGAUCCCACCCUUGGACCCCUAUGAAAAUGGAAACAGUGGAACCAUCAAACUUGGGAAGCCAGGCAUGCAAGCCGGCCGGCGGUGCUGCUAACCCAAGGGCCGGCAGUACUUGAAGAAGCCAGAGCCCACGUCCCUGUGCACUGCUGAAGGACCCCACACUCGGUGGCCUGCACCUCACUUUGAGAAGAGUGAACACCCUGACUUUGCAUCCUGGAAGAUCUGCUGGAGCAGAGCAGGAAAUGUCCCCAAAAAAGGAAUUUAGAAAACUCUGGAAAAACCCGCCAUACCGUCACAAAAUGGCCUUUAGUGCGUGAAAUGCACAUGGGAAGAAUUGACUUAUUAGGUAAUAAGUAUAGUUGCAUUUUUUGUUAAAAACCUUAAAAAAUUCCUGGAUUUGUACAAAAGUCUUGCUGCCUUAUGUGUAUGGGAUCCUAAGUGGUGUUCCACUUGGAUUUCCUGUGUUUACCUAGCCAAACUUCAGUAACUUCUUCAGUGCCAUUGCCUUUGUUACCUAACCAACCUUCACUAGAGGGAAGUUUAAUUUAGAAGGUUAGUUUUUACCUAGCUUUGGAAGUAAGCCUUUAUUUAUUACUUUUCUGAAGGAAAUCAGAGAAGUGUAAUUGGACCAUUGCUCAGACUGAGACUUGAGCUAUUAUAAAAGAGGAGAGAGAUGUAUUAGAAACUGUUGUCUACAUCUCUUUUAAUUGGUGAACAUUUUUCUAAGUUUUAGCCAUAUAUAAACAAACCAGAUUGGACUAAAUAAAAUAUUGCAUAUAAUUCUGGGAUUGGGAAGCCUAGUUUGAAAGAGUCAUUUAAGCAAUGACUAUGUAAGCAGUGAUAAAUGUAGGCUAUAAAUAUUAUUCAAGAAACCACCUGACAUGCAUCACCUCCACACUAAUAAAUUCCUACUCUCUUAGGUAAGUUUAUGCACUUAGUAUUAUUUUACUAAGAGAAUAAUCAUGGUGUUAUAUCUAGGGAAGAAAAUUAACUGGAAUUAUUAAUAAAUUUAAUGUUUGAGUUGUAAUCUUAGGGCAAACUUCUAAUAAUAGCAAUUAGUAAUAGGUUACAGGAAAGCCAGCCAGAGGAAGUAUCAGCACCUUCAAAUCCUAGACCCAGAACACUGCAAAAUCAGAGAAGGCAUUUUGGACGUUGCAAAGGCUGGGGAGGAGGUCUGGGCCUGGAGUGCAUUGAACUGAGGAUGGGCUUCCAUGAGAACCUUCCUUUUCGGAUUCCCUGUCUGUUCAGUUAAUUAAAGAUGUCUGAAUCCAAAGUGGCUAAGGAAAGAAAAGGCAUGGAAAGGAAGAAACGCGAUUUCCGCUGAAAAUUCAAAUCCUAUUACCAUUCUAACUUUCAUAAAAACUUAGGAUCAAGAAGCAGUUAAUCUCCUGUCAGGGCCCACAUUGGAGGCGAUUCUUAAAGGCAGUUAGGAUCAGUGCUCAGAAAUGCGCAUCAGCAGUGUGCUACCAAGGGUCAGCCGGCACCUUCUUUGCGGUGACCAUUCAAGGGCCAGCAAACCUUCACCAACAACCUGCGGCGACGUGGAAGUCAGGAAGGAGCUCGUGAGCUGAUUGAAGACCCGGCACUUAACUCAGCAGGAGCUGGGGCUGUGGAGUCCUGUCGGGGCUGUGCCCACCAUGCUCUUGACAGGCAAAAGACACAGUCAGUGUCAAAGACACAGUCAGUGUCGUCAACAAAAAGGGAGGGUUCUGCAGAGACCAGAGCCAGGUUUACACUUUCUUUAUGUUGACUGUAACCAAGGAAACAGGGCCAGGUUGAAAUACAGGCCCGUAUCUUUCAACUCAAAAAUAUGCUGUCAAAUUGAUGUUCUUCCUGCUUCACCCAACUUAUGAGCAUUGAUUAACAAUCUUAGGAUGUGAAGGCUGCAGAACAUUUAUUUUGUUUCAAGAGUUCCACUUGGCUCUCCCAGACCAGUACCUCAAAAACUGCUGGCAAGUGGCAUCUGGAUGUCCUAGUAGGGUCUUUGCAAGGAUUUUUAGGGUUUUUUUUCCCCAUAUUGUCCACAUUAUUGGCUUGACUUGAUUCUGCUUUGAAGGCCAAGAAAUUAUCAUAUCUCUUGCCAAAGGUAAAACAAUUUGAGUUGAAAAUUGAAGUGACCUCUAUCCAGGUGACAUGCAGACUAAUUUUUGAACUUUUCCUCUUCCAGCUUUCCCUGAGAACCUGGGUUUAUCUCCAGACAGCUGCUUGGGUUUCCUAGCCAAGGUGGUAGGCAUCCUAGCAGAGCAUUUUGCAGCUUUGGGCUGGGUUUGCAGUGGUUGUAUUUUGCAUAAAAUGUCCAGUCUUAACCACAUGUAGUGAGCUACCCACUAAUGAGCCCAUGGUUUUAUUUCAGAAGCACAUGAGGGUGUGAAGCCACUGUUUUCCCUUUCUGUAUUGCCUUAGCUAUUCAAGCCAGUCAGAGGACAAAAAAUACAUAUACGCGUCAUCACCACUCACAGAGAUCACACGUGGGCAUGCAAAUAUUCACACAGACCUUGAGCCUUCUCUGAGGAUAGACGCUCAGGCCUUGUCCACAAGGAGGUUUUCCUACUUUGCUUUAUUUUUAGCUUGAAAUUACUUUCUGGCUAUUCUAAUAAUUGAACCAUAACCAAGUAAUAUUAUGUAGAGAUCUGGAAAUUACCAUUGCUAAAAAAUCUCAAGUAGUUUCAUGUGCUGUAGCAUCCUUGACAUCAUUUUCCAAAAUUUGCUCCUUUUCCCUUGUUUUCUUUCAUGUGUGUGUAUAUGUGUAAAUAUGAUUGUAUAUUUGUUGCGCUGGCAUGUAAUCCAUUCCACUGGCUGAGUUCGGCUCAUGGCUGUGUGUUAUAUAAGGUAGGCAUGGACUCUCAGAGGGAUGCUUCCCCAGUGGAAAUCUCUAGAAUGGAGUGGCAAACAUUUUAUGUAGGUACGUAAUCGACCUGCCAUUUUAUGGUUAAAUACGGUACAUUAUAAAGUGCUGGUUACGACUUUACCUUGCAGACUAAAGGUUGAAAACCUAAAACUAACUUUUACCCAACAAUAAGGGCUGUGCCCCACUGAAAACUGAGUCCAUUUUCUGAGGGAGGUUUGGACGACUGAAAUAUUUCCUCUACGAUCAAGGACUUUGGCAUGUGAUGACUGAAAUUGAGCUUCUUUUUUUUCUUUUUUGUGGGUUCUACUUCUCACUGCUCUGUGCCGCUCUUGGCAAGUCCAGUGAUGAGCUAGCUUGGGAACUGCAGGGCUCCGGGCUGUAUUCAGACCUAUUAGGUUUCGAGUUUACUCUUUUAACAUCAUUGUUGAAACCACACCCAGUAAUUCAAUGGCGCUGCUCCCUUGUGCAAACUGUUCCCUUUUCUUGUGUUUUUGUAAAGGGCUUCCGUCUGGGCUGGACCCAGGUCUUGCACAUAAAAGACGCUGCUGCAGACACCUAGGGCCUUUCCGCUUGUAUUCCAUGCUAUAGUAAGGCAUUUCUCUCAACAAUGCCCAAUUGUAUCUGUUAUUUUUGGUUUAACACACACUGAUACAUACUAAUAAAUAUUUUAAGUUCUA
Lemur catta (Ring-tailed lemur) is the source of this 4241-nucleotide messenger RNA. It is a transcript of the gene RAB31, whose product is annotated as RAB31, member RAS oncogene family. The coding region runs from base 223 to 810 and encodes 195 amino acids. Gene Ontology annotation, molecular function: GTP binding; GTPase activity. NCBI's taxonomy places the organism in Eukaryota, Metazoa, Chordata, Mammalia, Primates, Lemuridae. The record is from RefSeq and is a predicted model, not a curated record. The transcript has 7 exons.